UUUCAUUUUUUGGUAGUCUUUCUUAUGCUGUUUUUCUGUUUUGGAUUUCAUAAUAGUAUUGGCUUUCCAUCUUUGGUAUAGCUGUUGGAAGCAAUAUCAAGAUGCUAAUUUUCUAUGCUCCAAAAGCAACCCUUAAUCAUCUUUCAAAUUUUUCUGUGCUCCAAAAGCAACCUUUAAAUCAUCUUUCAAAUCAUCUCCUGUUAUCCCUUAGUUGAUGCAUGUGAAAGUGCAGGAGCAUUCUUUCUGUGCCUCUUGAUCCCAAUUCCAUGUGGCAAGGGGCAUUUAAAUGAUGAGAAUUGCUUUUAAAAGCAAAGUUGAUUUUCAGGCAUUUGACUUUCUGAGAACUUUGAGAAACGAACCAUUCUUGCAGCUUUUCCAUUCUCUAUAUGUAUAUCCUUUAACUUUGAGCUUGAGUCAGAAAAGGAAUCUAUUCGUAAGAGUUGAGCUAAGAAAGGAUGAUGCAGAUGUUCAUAGGCAACCUUUAGAGGCAAUGUAUCCAAGGGAACCUGGUUUAUCACUUCAGAAGUGAGCUCACACACAAGUUGCUGUUGGUGCUCAGGUGGCCUGCUACCAUGAUGAAAUUAAAGUUUCUACCUGCUGUUUGGACACAAUUGCAUCACCUUCUAUUCACUUUCUUCCAUGUUGAUCUUCAAAUGAAACUAGAAGCUCCAAAACCAGUGAGUUCAAUGAGAUCCUUUUUUCUUUUCCUUCCAUUUGAAAUAAUACAAAAUCAUCUGAACCUUGUCUUAGUGGUUGUAUACUCGUUGGUUAGUGGUUUGGCCUGUUUUGCACUCCUCUCAUUCUAUCUUUUAU
This is a messenger RNA of Rubroshorea leprosula, 813 nucleotides long. The record is from the annotation of a GenBank genome assembly. NCBI's taxonomy places the organism in Eukaryota, Viridiplantae, Streptophyta, Magnoliopsida, Malvales, Dipterocarpaceae.